AUGUUCCGACACUUCCUACUCACCCUCCUCCUAACCACGGUGGUCGCUACUGACCUCUACAUUACCCGACUAAACAGCCCCAAGGGUCCAAACCCCUGUGCGCGUGUCUGUGCUGGCACCACCGGUAAAGGGUCAACUGUGUGGAACCAGUCGGGAGCACCGUACUACUUUGUGAACACACAUGUGGAUAUCUCGGAGUGUGAAUUUGUGGGAACUCCCGUUAUAACUGCUCUUAUCGACGGAAACGGCGCUAACUGGCACACGACGCUAAGUGGAACCUCAACAUCUGGAGCGAACAAGAACGGUUUCAAUGUCUACCUGUUCGGGUAUGUGGGGGUACACUCUAAUCCGGGCCAGUCUGGACCUACAGCUGAUAUCGCUAGAGGGGGCCAAUGGAACGUCAACUGGCAGGCUGUCGGCUACAUCUGUUAGACAGGCUGUCGGCUACAUCUGUUAGACAGUCUCCCGCGCAGUGUUUAAUCAUAUUUACCAUUUAUUUUUAUCAACAUUCACCACUUACUGACUUAGGAGUAUGGGAUUAUUAGAUUUACUGACAUUGUCAAAAACUUA
Messenger RNA from Bolinopsis microptera, 570 nucleotides. RefSeq lists its product as uncharacterized. The transcript has 3 exons. The record is from RefSeq and is a predicted model, not a curated record. The coding region runs from base 1 to 432 and encodes 143 amino acids. NCBI's taxonomy places the organism in Eukaryota, Metazoa, Ctenophora, Tentaculata, Lobata, Bolinopsidae.